Aspergillus eucalypticola CBS 122712 is the source of this 207-nucleotide messenger RNA. RefSeq lists its product as uncharacterized. The coding region runs from base 1 to 207 and encodes 68 amino acids. Lineage: Eukaryota; Fungi; Ascomycota; Eurotiomycetes; Eurotiales; Aspergillaceae. The transcript is spliced from 2 exons. The record is from RefSeq and is a predicted model, not a curated record.
AUGUCCCAAAACAAUCUGUAUGGCACGGACAAGACGUGGACGGCUGCGGACUAUGCCAUUGGACGGAAAAUGAAUGGAUACUGGGCCAACUUUAUCAAGACAGGCAAUCCCAAUGGAGGAUCCCUGGCCCAAUGGCCUGUCACGGAAGAGAACGCGACGGUGCAGCAUUUGUUCGAGGAGUGGUUUGAGACACUGAAGACAUACUGA